This is a messenger RNA of Peromyscus leucopus (white-footed mouse), 508 nucleotides long. Its product is annotated as keratin-associated protein 6-1. The transcript has a single exon. Gene Ontology annotation, biological process: keratinization. Lineage: Eukaryota; Metazoa; Chordata; Mammalia; Rodentia; Cricetidae. Bases 44 to 286 code for a protein of 80 amino acids. The record is from RefSeq and is a predicted model, not a curated record.
UACACUCCCUCUCUACCCAAGAACAACCUCAACAACCAGCACCAUGUGUGGCUACUACGGAAACUACUAUGGAGGCAGAGGCUAUGGCUGCUGUGGCUAUGGAGGCCUGGGCUAUGGCUAUGGAGGUCUGGGCUGUGGCUAUGGCUCCUGCUAUGGCUGUGGCUACCGUGGACUGGGCUGUGGCUAUGGCUGUGGCUAUGGCUAUGGCUAUGGUUCACGCUCUCUGUGUGGCUGUGGCUAUGGCUAUGGCUCUGGCUAUGGAUCUGGAUUUGGCUACUACUACUGAGGAGCUUGAUGGCAUCUCAUUUCACACAUGUGUGAUGUGAAGAUCCUCCAGCUUAGAUCCCAAGGCCUGGCAGCACCACACAAAACUGGAAUAAUGUGAGGCUGUGAUGGCCUAAAAUACAUUGGCAUCCAUCUAGAUCCACCACUCCUAAAUAUUUAUUCCACAAGCUUUGCAUAAGGACAAGAAUAUUAAUUUCAUUCUGUAUACUUACAAUAAACAUCG